Homarus americanus (American lobster) is the source of this 857-nucleotide messenger RNA. RefSeq names its product luciferin 4-monooxygenase-like. The record is from RefSeq and is a predicted model, not a curated record. The transcript has 4 exons. Lineage: Eukaryota; Metazoa; Arthropoda; Malacostraca; Decapoda; Nephropidae. Bases 103 to 768 code for a protein of 221 amino acids. Gene Ontology annotation, molecular function: CoA-ligase activity.
CUAACACAUCCCUCCAGCAGCAGUACAACCUCUCUUCUCUCAGCAGACUCCGUCACCUCCGUCGUGAGAAAGACUGGACGAUCAAUAGUUAACUCCUACGGUAUGACAGAGUCGUUCUCAGCAGUGACCAUCGGUACACCAGACAUCCUUGCCCUCCACCCUGACUCUGUGGGCAAAGUGGUGCCUUAUAUACAGGUUAAGUUUGUGGAUGUAAGGACUGGAAGGAUGGUGGGUGAGAGACAGGAGGGGGAGGUAUGUGUGCGAGGGCCAAGUAUCAUGCUGGGCUACGCCAACAAUCCCACAGCCACAGCCUCAACUCUCGACCCCUACGGCUGGCUCCACACAGGCGACGUUGGCUACUAUGACCAAGACAACUUCGUCUACCUCACCGGCAGGAUUAAGGACCUUAUUAAAGUCAAGGGAUACCAGGUGUCCCCCGCUGAGCUGGAGAAAGUGUUGUUGCAGUACGAGGGUGUGGAGGAGGCGGCGGUGGUGGGCGUCCCUCACCGUAAGAUGGGCGAGGCGCCACGGGCCUACGUGGUGCCUACAUCAGGCACUGUCCUACACCUGCCACACCUACAGCAGUUCGUCGCUGGUGGGUCAAUACUCCUUACACGUGUUCUAUACUACAUAAACUACAAACGUUAUCACCUACAUAUAAUACACAUGUUAUCACCCUCAUUACUACACAUUUAUCAUCUACAUAUAAUAUACAUGUUAGUGCCUCUAUAUGCCACAUGUGUUACCAUCCACACACAUUACAUAUAGUACAUAUUAUUACAUGUAUCAUAUAUUACACUCGGUAGUCUAAAUCUAUGAUAGUGACCCACCAUAACUCCCACAGUAACCCACCAUAA